Molecule: messenger RNA, 659 nt
Organism: Dermacentor albipictus
Lineage: Eukaryota; Metazoa; Arthropoda; Arachnida; Ixodida; Ixodidae
Source: RefSeq, a predicted model, not a curated record
UGAAAACGGCUUGCUUCGACCACAGUCGUCUUUCGAAGAUGCUUCUGACACACCUGCAAUUUUGAAUGCAUCAGAAUUCCAUUUCGUUUCGAAAUGACAGCACUUUGGACACUAUGGCUUCUAGCACUCAUUCUCUCUCCAUGUUUUUCAGCGGAUAUGCAGUUCGCCUCCCGCAGUGGCUUCUCUGGAGUGGCCGAGGUGCCGGGCUUGCAAAGCUACCCAGUCCAGAACAGUGAGCAUAGCAGGACGCGGCGCUCCAGGCAGCCGCAUGGUGGCCUUCUCGGCUUGUCACCGCCUGAUCCCUGGUAUGAAAACAACGCCGCACACAAAAACGGCCGCCUGGUGCGAAGUCCUGCCGAUUCUACUGCCCGUCUCCUCUUCCCGUAUCUGACACCGGCGGUGGCGGUGGCUCCUGGGCUGGCCACGUGUGGAACGAGCGUCGCCUACCAGCUAAGCGUGUUCGGCACGCUGAGACCCGUUUUAGUGAGGUAUUUGUGUGUGCCUACUCGACCUCCUCCACCACCACCACCUCCAUCGCCUCCACCGCCUCCACCUCCUCCACCGCCUCCUCCGACAAGGCCACCACCUCCACCUCCGACUCCACCGAUAAUAAUUCUCGUGUUGCGAGGACUUGCCGUGGUCCCCGCCAAAUAGACAAG